Contarinia nasturtii (swede midge) is the source of this 2735-nucleotide messenger RNA. RefSeq names its product probable cyclin-dependent serine/threonine-protein kinase DDB_G0292550. The coding region runs from base 451 to 2472 and encodes 673 amino acids. The record is from RefSeq and is a predicted model, not a curated record. The transcript is spliced from 4 exons. Lineage: Eukaryota; Metazoa; Arthropoda; Insecta; Diptera; Cecidomyiidae.
CAGAUUAUUAUUGUUAUGCGAGUGCAUUUUCGAUUGUUAUUUGCCAAUUUUUAAGAUUUCAUAUUAUUUGAUCAGUGUAUGAACGCAACUACAGAACGAGAAAAAAAAGUUUCAUUUUAAAAUUAUUUGUUAUAUUUUGACAUCCGUACAUUAAUAAAAUCAAAUUGUUGUGUGUGCGAUAUUAUUGACAAGUUUGUGUGUAAUAUUUUUUUUUUCGUUGUUCUUCAAAGGUGCCAUGAUUUGAUGUUUGGAAAAUCACAUCAAAAACAGUAAUUGCUCAUGGGCGCAUAAGCAUAAACGCAGUUAAAUUUAAUAUUCAAAUAAGUUUGAAAUAUAAAUGAAGUACAAUGUUGUGAAAAAAAAACACAAAUAAAUGACAGAUAUGCAAACAAAAGAAACAGAUGAUUCAUAAACAAGUUUUUUGCGUUUCAAUUUGGUCUACAUUUCACAAUGGAUAUACAGGAUAAAGUGGCUGAUGAUUCUAAUAAAAGUUCGAAUAAUUCGAAGAAUGUAUACAAAAUGCACGACAGUAAUGUCCAUUCAUUAGAUGUUGUGUGCAAAAAUACAGGCAACAAUAAUAAUAAUAAUAACAACAAUAACGACCAUGAAAAUAUGGAAAAUGUUAAUUCAACGACAAUGUCCAAUCAAAAAUUCGACAAUUCAAUGCGACAAGAUUCGAUAAAUAGUGAUUUUUCACCAUUAACCGAUUCAAUACAAAUGAAUGGCGUGGACGAACGACACCGAAAUAGUCUUGAAAUGCGAGCCGCUGACGAUGAGUAUUCGAUAAAUGACAAUCAAUCGAAUGUGAGCGAUGAUGAUGGGGCAUCCGAUAACAAUUCCACCGACAAUAUAUCGUUUGUGAGUGAGGAGGAUAUUGUUGAAAAUGUCAUUUUACUACCAAAUAAUUUUCUAUCAGACGACGAAUCGACAAAUUCGGAUGAUGUAGUAUAUGCAUAUCGUGGUGCCGAUUUUGAACCCAUUCAAGUGAAUUUGGACGUGAAUGGGGAUGAUGAGACUGACUAUUUGGAAAUGGAUUUCGAGCCAGAGAGCACAUCCGAACCGAAUCAAUCAAUAUCCAUUGAACCAAACUGCAGUCAUUUGGCUGGUUCGUCGAACAAUUUCAACGCAAAUUUGUACAAUACCAUGUCAAAUGCAAUGAACAAUGAAUCAAAUAAUGCACAAGUCAAUCUAAAUACAAUCGAACGUACAGGUGUACACAAAAACUGGCUUGCACCGAUUGAAGUGCGAUUGAAUGGCAUUCACAAAGAAAUCAAUGAUGCAUCGUCGAUUGCAACGAAUCGCAAUGAAAAUAGUCAUUCUAAUGACAACAUCAAUAUUCACUGGACGAAUAAUAAUAAUAAAUUAGAAGCACACAUAGACUCAAUGGAAAAUGAAAGCAAUAAUAAGUCACUAGCAGUUAAACAAAAUGCAAAUAAAAUCCUAUCAGUUACAGGCGAUGAUGUAAAUUCACCGUACUAUGAUAAUACCGUUUCAUUAUCAACUAAAAAAUAUACCGGCACUAUACCAAAGACAAAUAAACUAAACAUUCGACCACGAUCGAAAACUACCGCUCCUGAUUUUCUGGUGAACGGCAAUGGAUUGGCACGGUUUGAAUCUCAUGUUACUGAAGCAACACACAGUUCAUUGGAGUUAUGGACACGACAAUCCGAACAACAAAAACAACAGCAAAAUAGUCAAACACAUAAACGCUGGAAAGUUUCUGAUCGUGAAAAAUCCGCAUCAUCAUCGUAUUGUGAUAAUUUGGGUGGCUUAACAUCAGGCAUUGAUACGGAAGAUAGUAGCUCUUGUAAGCAUCGCCCUGUUAUAGCUACUCGUUCAAUGUCAUUUCCCAAUGAAGAUUCGUUGGACCAAAGAAUACCAACUGCCAUUAUGAGUGAUAUAAUGGGACAGCCACAUUGCAAGCGUGAAAUUGAAAUUGAUAUCGAUCAAUCUAUAUCAGUUACAUUCGAAAGCACUUAUUGUACUAUUGACACUAUUAUCAAAGCACUUGAUAAAAUUCACGUUCUUCCCGACCUGCGAGCAUUGCAAAAGGCGUUGCAUGAUGACGAUGAAGGCAAGGUAUCACAAAUGAAUAUUCCAGAAUAUUUGGAAUAUACAUCGAAACGGUACUGCAACUACAAAGCAAUCAUUGCAGCCAUUGAACAAUCAUGUGAUGACGUUGAUGUUAAAUAUUUUGCGCUCCCAGAAGCAUUUCCCCCGGAAACUAUUCACAUUCCAGUUCGAAUGAUCGCUAAUCGUUUGCCAACAAAUGGAAGUCUGGACAACAUUUUGAAGAUUAAAAAUAAACGAUUCCACCAAAUGAAUGUACUGGGUAAAAUUGUGAAUUUGAUUCGUAAAUUUCCCAGCAUGCGGCCGGAUUUAAUUCAAAACGAGAUUAUUUCAAUUCCACAAUUCUAUCGAAGCGGUGUGAUUUGUAUUAGCAAAAAAAAGUCAUCGUCGAACCAAAUUUAAUGUCGUACGACAAUAGAAAGCAAUUUCGUUAAAACACUAACACAACCAAACAUGAUAUCUAAUUGAAAUCAAAAUAUAUUCCUUAUUUAUUUCAUGAUCUGUUUGCAAUUUUGUUCAAGCUAUUAUCACUAUAUUAGAAGAUAGCAUUAGCAUUUGCAUCGAAAGUCACAAACUUAUUUUACGCUGAAAUGUUUAAUUUUCUUUUUUGAAUUACAUAAUAUUAUAAAUUUAAUGGAAAACACACAUUUAUUAAAUUAAGCAAA